AUGGGCUUUUUCGGGAAAAAGGCACCGCUUCCGCCGCCGAGGAACCCCACGGACACUGUAAUACCUAUCCCAGCAUGGGAUGACCAACAUCACUUGCGCGCUUUGUGCCUGCAUCUUGCUUACCGAUUCGACGACGUUCUUGACCCAGAGGUCCCACGCCAAUCACUGGAACGUCUGUUGGAGUUGGACGGCUGGCGGACACUAGGAGCGCGACUUCGCAAGAAGGAUGACGGAAAAUUAGAAUACCACAUACCAGCGCAGUACAAUGCAAAACGGCCUGGCUUCAACUACACAGUUAUUAAGCAUCCUAUGGGCAUCAAGGAGCAUCCUUUAGCUGCCAGUUUCCCCCAAGCAACUGGCCAGCCAUCACUGCUUGGCGACCCCGCGGAUCUCACAUCUGUAUGUCUGUCUGCGGAUACCCCCACAAGGGUCGAUGACUGGCUCUAUUCAGAUCGACCGCAACUUGUCAUCGAUGUGGUGUUGUUCAGCGAUGCGACCCUGCUGACUGUGACCUUCAUGCACACGCUCAUGGAUGCUAUGGGCCUUUCAAGUUUCCUCAAGGCAUGGACUGCUAUCAUGAAUGGACGAGAUCAGGUCCCAACCUUUCAGCAGGUUGGUGAAGAUCCAGCAGCGCGCUUCACUGAUAGAACCCCGGCCGACACCUAUGUGAACGGCUCCUUUCUGCUAACCGGCGUUCGUUUCUUGGGUUUCAUCGCCUGCUACCUCUUCGAGCUCAUCUGGCACCGCGGCCAGAAUAAACGUAUAAUCUGCAUCCCAGGGCGAUAUAUCGAUGAGAUGCGGGAACAGGCAUUGCACGAGCUAGCCGAGCAAAAGCUAGCCGAGCAAAACAAGGAAGGGCCUGCUCCCUUUCUUAGUGAAAGUGACGUGCUUUUAGCAUGGUGGCUCAAAGCCUUGGUUAGGGCUCUGAAUCCAUCCCCCGGCCGCUUGGUCUCCCUUUGGAACGUGUUCGACAUCCGCUCGACUGCUCUCCAGGAAUCACCAUCUGAGAACACAGCCUUCAUCACGAACGCUAUCCUUGUAGCCAUGACCUUUCUUCGCACCCACCAGAUUCUCCGCGAACCAGUCAGCUUCGUGGCCUCCCACAUCCGCCGCUCGCUCGUCCAACAGCGCACUCUACCCCAGAUCGAAGCAUUCUUUGCUUUGCGCAAAUCCGCCUCGCAGAAACAUCUACCAGUGUUCGGCGAACCGACCUCCCUUCUUGUCUGCUGUAGUAACUGGCACCGAGGUCGGUUCUUUGAAGUAGACUUCUCACCUGCGGUUCUUGCCCCGCCGCCCCACGACCGUGUGCAUCCGCUGGGCAGGCCAUCGUGCGUGAUUCCUCUCCAUCAUUCGAGUGGCCUUGCUUUGCGAAACCUGGGGCCCAUCAUUGGCAAGGAUGCAGCUGGGAACUGGUGGCUAUCGUGCACUGUGAGGACGAGUGCCUGGUCUGGCAUCGAACAGGAAUUGAAUGCGCUAGGCGCAAGAAAGACCCAGUGA
This is a messenger RNA of Aspergillus viridinutans, 1497 nucleotides long. RefSeq lists its product as uncharacterized. The record is from RefSeq and is a predicted model, not a curated record. The transcript has 2 exons. NCBI's taxonomy places the organism in Eukaryota, Fungi, Ascomycota, Eurotiomycetes, Eurotiales, Aspergillaceae. Bases 1 to 1497 code for a protein of 498 amino acids.